Molecule: messenger RNA, 618 nt
Organism: Gopherus flavomarginatus (Mexican gopher tortoise)
Lineage: Eukaryota; Metazoa; Chordata; Testudines; Testudinidae
Product: gastrula zinc finger protein XlCGF71.1-like
Exons: 2
Coding region: 1-618 (205 amino acids)
Biological process (GO): regulation of transcription by RNA polymerase II
Molecular function (GO): DNA-binding transcription factor activity; RNA polymerase II cis-regulatory region sequence-specific DNA binding
Source: RefSeq, a predicted model, not a curated record
AUGUUUGAGGGCAGGAAAAACUUCAAUUGGAGCUCAAGCCUUAUUAGACAUUAUAGAAACCACAUAGGAGAAAAACCCUACACAUGCUCCGAGUGUGGGAAAUGCUUCAGUUAUAGCUCAGCCCUUAGCAUACAUCAGAGAAUUCACAUGGGUGACAAACCCUCAGAGUGUGGGAAAUGCUUCAUGGAUCGUUCAGCCCUCAUCACACAUCAAAUAAUCCACACAGGAGAGAGACCCUACAAGUGCUCCGAGUGCGGGAAAAGCUUCAAUAAGAGCUCAAAUCUUAUCACACAUAGGAGAAUUCACACAGGUGAAAAACCAUAUGGAUGCUCUGACUGUGGAAAACACUUCAUUGAUCAUUCAACCCUCAUCUCACAUCAGAUAAUCCACACAGGAGAGAUGCCCUUCACAUGCUCUGAGUGCGCAAAAUGCUUCAGUUAUAGCUCAGCCCUUACCCCACAUCAAAGGAUUCACACAGGUGCCAAACCCUAUGGAUGCUCUGAGUGCAGGAAAAGCUUCAAUCAGAGCUCAAACCUUACCACACAUCAAAGGACCCACACAGAGUCUGAGCAGAGCUUUCUGAGACAGCUGCUGCUGCUGCUCUUGCCAGCCAUUUAA